Messenger RNA from Penicillium bovifimosum, 1629 nucleotides. RefSeq lists its product as uncharacterized. The transcript has a single exon. The coding region runs from base 1 to 1629 and encodes 542 amino acids. NCBI's taxonomy places the organism in Eukaryota, Fungi, Ascomycota, Eurotiomycetes, Eurotiales, Aspergillaceae. The record is from RefSeq and is a predicted model, not a curated record.
AUGCCCAAAAAGCACCAGCGGUUUCACGCAAAGCCAGAAAGCCCCGCACAUCACAGUCUCGCGCCAUCUGUGUCUCGCCAGCAUGGCGGGUCUGGAGUCCGGGGCACCGGCUCCGCGUCAACGACAGCAUCAGUUAACGACCUGAUCAGUCACCUUCGCCGUACGCAAAUCCCCAGUCCAUCCUCGGAUGAUCCUCCGAGAUCUCAGAGCGCUCAGCGUUCGUUUGUCAUUCCACGAUCUGUUCAUCCGUCGCUUAGAGGGCUACUCGAGCUCCCCGAAACUCGACCACCGCGACCUCGCCCCGGCGUUCGUCGCACUGUAUUCGGUGUUCGCCCGUCUCGACCAACUGUUGGUCCUCCGCCGCCGGCGAGCUGGCUCACCCGGAGCAACGAUGCGGCAUCAGAGCAAGACUUGUGUGGGCGGACACCGGGGACCUCGGAAGAGAGUAUUCACCGGCUGAAUCGGCUUCAGAGGCCUAUGUUCCCGGGCCGGAAGAGUCUGGUGCACAUUUUGCUGAAAUCGAUGGCUUUGAAUUGGUGCUGGCAUGUUGAAUAUGACGGCCCGUUCCUGUCUCAACUUCCAAAUCACAUAAAGGAGCUGUUGAUGAGUUACAUAGCCGUUUACUCAAGAAACUCGUCUCUAGCGGGUCAUAUGAAAGGACUAAAGCCGAUAUUCCUGACCCAACGGGAUGAGGACCAGCUGGCCAGGGACAACCCAGACUUUGACGAGUCGAGGGGCGUCAAUGGCGAUUUUAGAAUUCGUCAAUUAGACCUGGGAAAUGCUCUGGGGAACUGGAUAGGCCUUAGACAGCUCUCACACGAAUUGACCCUCCACACAAGCCCAGCCGUGGGUGUUUCAAGCCAUGAGAUACAGGAGGACGUCCCAGCCUCAUGGGAUGAAGAAGUACGUGACAUGGAUGAGGAAGGCAUGCCUGGUGAUAUCUCGAGUCCCUCAAUACCUAGGGCUGUCACCCAGACCCUGCGGUUCCCCGAGCUGCGUGCCUUAUCUCUAGCACACCCCAAGCCUAGUGCCGCCAGCUGGUCCGCUCUACUCAAUCUCCUGGUACACCUACCAACACUUACCCAUCUCUCACUUGCACACUGGCCUAUGCCAACUCGGAAUCCAAGCGCUGUCCGCACCCGCAUUCGCGACCCGGUAAAGCCUCUCCUGACCUCAGAUGCCUUUGAUAACAAUUGGGCCGAGGCUGCAAGUACCCUUCGCCAGCUGUCUCGCUCGACAUACUGCCUGAAAUGGUUAGAUCUUGAGGGCUGCGGCGACUGGCUACCGGCUUUGAAAUGGGUUGGGAAAGAUCCAGAUGGCACGCCGUACCGCCCUGAAACUGUUGGCCCAGAGUGGAAUGGGUCAUGGAGAGAUGUUGAAUGGCUCGGGAUUGGCCCUGGGUUUUUCGAUUUGACAGAACCGAACGAUCCGUUUCAUGUGUCGGAGCCAGAGACGGGUUCUUCUCUUCAUGCACGUCACCUUCAAAUUGCUCGAGAUGUAUCGAGGCAUAUUCGGCAAAUAAGAAGCGGAAAGAAAUGGCUUGAGUUUGAUUUCGGACUAGGACUAGAACAGGUUGAACCUGAGAUAGUUGUGCCUCCUGGUGGUCCAGCAUUCUCGGUCUACCCGUGA